UUAUAAGGUACUUUUUUUUUAAAACCUUUUAUAUAUAAAUAUAAGGUAUUAGGCUUGAUCUCACAAGUGUAGGGAAAUGGAAUCUGACUUUAGAUGACAAGUGGUGGCUUUGUUUGCUCCUUGCCUCCUUGGCCAGGGGAGAAGGCAGUUGACCUACCUAGGUAAAAAUUACACAAGGAAAAAAAGAGAGAGUUUCUCUUUCUUUUUCUUUUCUCUCUUUGUUUUUGAGCUGGAGGAUUCUUCUCUCUUCUUAAGCUCAUCAGGGCCAGCUAAGCCAGCACAAGCAAAAGGACUCUGUAUUUUCUGUGUUGUCUCCUCUAGUCCUCUCCUCCCUUCUGUUCCAGUCAGGACAUACAAAGCAAAGAUCCCUCCCUCUGCUGUGCAGGCUGCAGCAGGCGAGGAGAGGCAACCAGAGGGAGGGUAGGUUGGUUUGGAAGGAAGGAAGGAGAAGAGAUAAACAAGUUAGGAGGAGACAAGCAUCCGAUUCCGAACUUUGAUGGAUCCCCUCCAUAUCUAUCUUCCCAUCCAAUCCAAUCUCUGCCCUCAAUUGAGAUUCGAGAGCUAAGCUAAGCCACGCCAAAUUAAGCCAUGGCGUGCACGGCGGCGCGCAUGUUCGCCUCCAACGCCACCCUCUGCGCCUGCGAGCCGGGCUUCUACCUCUCCGCCGCCAUCAACGGCACCUGCCUCGGCCUGCCCGACGGCGGCUGGCAGGUCGGCUCCGUCGGCGCCUCCCGCAACCAGAGCUUCUACUUCCUCACCCCCGUCCUCUCCCUCGACGUCGUCCGCCGCCUCACCCAGUCCCAGGCCCUCCUCCUCGAGGCCACCAUCGCUGCCCUCCUCUCCUGGCUUGCCUUUUGUGCCUUCGCCAGGUUCACCGGACACGACCCCACCGGCAACAAGAGGCUCUUCCGCGCGCGCUUCUGGGUCAGCCGCCUCGACUGCAUCUACGACACCACCCACUGGGCGGAUGACCAGCAAGUACUGAGGAAAAGAAAAACAGAGUUGGGUGGUACGUGCUCAGUAGCUAGCUUGAUACUCUUCGUUGGAUUAGUCACUGUGCUGCUGUACCAAGCCAUCCAAAGACGCAACAUUGAAGUGCAUCGGGUCAAACCAGCCAAUGCUCCUGAUUUGUUGUCUUUUGUCAAUGAUAUCGAGUUCCACAUAACCACCAUCUCUAGCAUGUCUUGCUCUCAGUUGGUUGCCCCUUCUACAAUUGCAAUGGGAACACCUGGAUCUAUGGACUUCAGGCUGCUGCCUUUGUCAACAUUGUUGACAUACAAUUGCCAGAACACGAGCCAGGGGCCAUCUGUUUCACUCAAGUGCAAUGGCUGCAGAAUCCCGCCAAGAGACCACUACGUAUCCUGGCAAUUUAUUGACCUGCCAAGGCAACCAGCUGCCGCUGUUGGCUUCCAGUUUAAUCUCACUGCGAAGCAACAUGGAGAUGACAAACAUGUGAGCUCUGUCAGUGGAACUAUAAACUCCGACAAUUUUACUGAUGACAAGCUGAAGACAUUCAGAGGGAGAGAUUCCAAUGUGCUCAAGAUUCAAUUGUUUCCUCAAACAUACAUCAAUCAUCACAAUUUGAAGCUUCUGCAACCUCUGGUUCAGGACUUCACUCAAGGUUCUACCUUUUCAAAUGUUAGAAACUUGAAUGCUUCCUUGCAAAACCCUAUGGAUGGAAUAAUAAAUACUACACUCUACAUAAGCUAUCUUUCCAACUACAUUGUGGAGAUUAGCAACGAAAAUGUGCUAGGCCCAGUCAGUAUACUUGCAAGUAUUGGUGGCCUUUAUGCCUUCAGUGUGGCAAUAUUUCUUUGCCUUAUGGCUCAAUGUGAAGCUAGGAUAAAAAAGCUUCGAGACGAGGAUUCCAGAAUGCUAAAAAUACUGAGGAAAAGACGUGCUCAACAGAAUUGGGAUAAGGUGAGGAAGUUUGUCAUGUAUACCUGGGGCCCUAGCAACUUGGAUCCAAGUGAUAGAAGUGGCAAAUGGCCUGAAAGUUCAGUGAUGGAUUCUCUCCAUGGAUCCUUCCACAAGAAAAGAAAACCGAUUAGACGAGCAACCUCGAAUGGUAACAAACCUAAGAGAAAUCCUGCUGACGCGGGAGUUAUUGACAUCGAAAGAGUUGGGGAAAUGCAGGAGUCGAGUAGUUCUAGACAGGCUUAAUGGAUGAAAGCUGUGGAUGCUAUUGGUCAUUGAAAUGUGAUUGCUCUUAGUCUCUGACUCAUGGCUGAUUCUACACAAAUGUGCUUGUAAUUUUUAUCCCUUUCAAUAGUUCCGCAUAAAGAAUUUUUUUGUUGCAGCAGCAUCAUUGGAGCGGCAUACCGUGGCUUGGCUAUAUGGCAGGUCCAACACAACCGUACUACCAGAGAGGUUUUCUUGUAUGUAUGUUGCAACAAAUGGGGAGAAAUGUACGGAGUUUUAACUAUUAAUCAGCAUGUUGGCUGCUGCCGAGGUCAGGCCAGAAUCCUCUUUGAUUUUCAUGGGACUUCGUUUCUUGAGUUGUCGAACACUGUAUAUACCUUCACCAGUUACCACCCUCCACGUGCAAUUACAGUGGGGAAGAAACAGAAAGAUGCCUAUCAUUUCUCUAUAUGAAGCAGAUGGUGGCAUUUGUAUUUUAAUUUAUUACAUCGUGUCAUCGUGUAAAUCUUCGUGUUGGUGUGAUUCGCCGACCGUUUUCUAGCCGGCUGAUUAUAUAUGCCAAACUUAUACUCCGUAAGUAGGGAAAGGUGACCUUCAGUUUCAGGUUGAGAGAUUCUACGUGGUACUGUGAUAGCUCUUGCUUUUGAUGGACAUGUAAUGUGUUGUUGUUGACUAUGUGGUACUUUGUGAUGCUUGGACAUGUUUAUAUGUGGUGCUAUGUUAAAAAAUCCUGUUGAAAUUGUGUCAA
Molecule: messenger RNA, 2890 nt
Organism: Oryza sativa Japonica Group (Japanese rice)
Lineage: Eukaryota; Viridiplantae; Streptophyta; Magnoliopsida; Poales; Poaceae
Source: RefSeq, a predicted model, not a curated record